Hydra vulgaris (swiftwater hydra) is the source of this 1360-nucleotide messenger RNA. RefSeq lists its product as uncharacterized. Gene Ontology annotation, cellular component: cilium; stereocilium tip; plasma membrane. The record is from RefSeq and is a predicted model, not a curated record. Lineage: Eukaryota; Metazoa; Cnidaria; Hydrozoa; Anthoathecata; Hydridae. Gene Ontology annotation, molecular function: protein binding.
AAAAAGUUUUAAAAAAACAACAAUGAGAAGAUUAUGUCAUGCUUUUUUGCAUUCAAACAAGUUCCGAGAUUUCCAAUGAGAGUGUAUAGCUAUUUAUAACGGAUUUAGAUUCUUAACAAUGGACUAAUCAUGAAAAUAUAGCAGUGUAAAGUGAACGCUUAUCAAAAUCAUAAACGUAUUUUGAAUUUCAACUUAAAUUUCUUGUUAAAGAUAAUAAACUAAUUUAUGAACUUGCGCGUAUUAUCUUUUAGUAACUAAAAAUCUUGUGUGAGUUUAAUUGUGGAAAUAAUUCUGUUGGUUUGUGAAGUUUUUCUUUGAAAAAAGAAGCAAGUGAAGCUACUAUUAGAUAUGAAGAUUACCAAACUUUUUACUAAAUCGCGUCAUUAUCAUCCUACCAAUAACACUAGUUCGUUAGGAGAUCAUAAUACAAGAAGAUUGGAUAAUGACAACCAGAAAAAUAAAUUAAAAAAGAGCUUCUCUUCUUCUACAGUUAAUGAAAACUAUUUGCAAGCUUCAAAUUUAGAACCAAGACAAGUGUUACUUAGGCUUGAAAAAGCUUGUAGUAGUGACAUUGUUUAUAUAAAGUUAGAAAAUAACAACAACAACAACAACAACAACAACAACAACAACAACAACAACAACAACAACAACUUUAACAGCAUUAACAAUAAUAACAAUAAUAAUAGCAAUAAUUACAGCAACGAAGAGCUAUGUUCGACACAUAAAGGUUUUGAAGGUUUAUAUGCUAAAGUUGAAAAGAAAAAAGACAAGUUGAAUAAUGAAAAUAGUUCGGAUUAUAAUCUUACCAGCAGUAACUUACCAAGAACAAGUAGUUGUACAUCAAAAACAGAAAAUGGUGCAACAGAAGCAAAAGUAAUAAAGCGUAAAAAAAUACUACAAUCGCAAUUGAGCGUUGACACAGAUAAAGAGCUGAUCAGGAUUCCAAAAAACAAAUCUUCAAUAGGUAUUAGUAUAUCAGGUGGAAAAUCUCUUAAUUACAAUCGCAGUAUUAAAAUUACAGCAUUACAUCCAGGGGGUGCAGCUGACGGGAGUAACUUGAAGGUUGGUCAAGUUAUAUUGUCAGUUGAUGGUAAAAGUUUGCUAAACGUUACACACGAAGAAGCUGUAGAUUUAAUCAGAGAUUCGUUUUAUAAAAAUAAAUCACCAACUAUCGAGUUUAUAGUUUAUUAAAUGUUUCGAUGGUUAUUUUUUCUUUAGAACUUUUCUUAAUAUUUAGUCUUUUCAUUAAUAGUCUUUUCCUAAAAAAUUCAACUAAAAAAAUAUUUUGUAUAUAGCUACUGUAUUUAUUUAAUUUUGUAUAAAUAUAGUUUUGAAUAAAAUUGAAAAUUAUUAUACUUAA